AUGGGUAAAUCCGAAGAGAACAAGAUUGGCCUCUUUGGAGCGACCGCGUAUCUCACGUGCACAAUCAUCGGAUCCGGGAUUUUCGUCUCACCAAAAGGAAUUCUCGAACAUGCCGGCUCAAUUGGCCUCUCGCUCACCGUUUGGAUACUCUGUGCGGUGAUCGCUUUAAUCGUUGCAAUGUCAUACAUCGAGCUGGCAACAUCAAUUCCCGAAUGUGGCUCCGAUUUCUCGUACAUCAAUUACGUCGGCUGGAGACCGUUGGCUUUCGCUUUUCUAUGGCUUUCGAAUAUUAUCGAAGGAUCUUGUAGCUGUGCAAUUCUAUUUAUGACAUUUGGAAAAUACAUAGCCGAAGCAUUGAAACCAUUGAAUGAAAAUAUGAGUGACGAGUCGAGAUUUCGGCUUGAGCAAUGUCUCGGCUUCAUUGUUUGUCUGUCCCUUGCUUGGGUGAAUUUCUUUUCGUUAAAGAAAUGGGCAGCAAGGAUACAAAUCACGAUGAUGGGGCUGAAAUUCUUGGCUUUAGCAAUCAUCAUCGUUACCGGCUUCUAUUUUCUGAUCGUAAAAGGUAAAACGGAGAACUUCACGGGCGGGGCUCUCUUCAAUGGAUCGUCAUGGAAUGCCGGUCAUAUCUCGCUUGCAAUCUAUUCAGGAAGUUGGGCAUAUUCUGGAUAUGAUGCAUUGAAUUAUGGAACAGAGGAGAUUGAGUUGAAGAAUUUCGCAUGGAUUCUGCCAAGAGCCGUUUUUGGUGGUCUCACUAUGGCUUCCAUAAUCUAUUUAUUAGCGAAUAUCUCCUAUUUUACAAUCCUCAACCCGCAAGCGCUAUUGGAUUCAGACGCUGUGGCUACGACAUUUUCCGAGAAAACCCUCGGUAGUUUCCGCUAUGCAAUGCCAGCAAUUGUCGGUUUUCUGAUGGUCGGCUCUGUCAAUUCUGAUAUUUUCCAGUGGAGUCGAUUCACAAUGGCUGGCGCUCGGAAAAGUUUCAUGCCGACAAUGUUGGCGCUGUCGAAUCCCGAAACCGACUCGCCAAGGGUUUCCGUUUUGUUUCACGUGUUUCUCGCAAUGGCUUUUUCCUUUGUGAAAGAUGUUGAUUCACUUCUCAACUACGUGAAUGUGGCCUCAAUGUUAAGACAGGCUUGUGCGAUGGGUGCUUUAAUCUAUAUCAAAUAUCGCCGUCUUCCCGUCUCCGAUACGGCCAUCAAAUUCCCAAUUUUCAUGCCCAUCAUAGCUUUCGUCAUUUGUGUCACUCUGAUUGUCGUGCCAUUUGUGCAGGAUAUCUUAGAAUCAAGUAUCUCUUGUGGUCUUUUAAUUCUUUGUUUUGCUCUCUAUUUCGUUUUUAUUUGGCCCCGAUAUCGGUCCCCGUUUUUGCAAUGGCUUGAUGAAAAAUCUACAAUUUUCUGCCAACACGUCUUUUCGUGUGUGGUUGAGGAAGAUGUGAAUGUGCUCGAUUUCGCUGAAGGAAAUGAAGGAGAAGACGAUAAAUUGAUCAAAUUU
Messenger RNA from Mesorhabditis belari, 1488 nucleotides. NCBI's taxonomy places the organism in Eukaryota, Metazoa, Nematoda, Chromadorea, Rhabditida, Rhabditidae. The record is from the annotation of a GenBank genome assembly.